GGAAGAUUCUUCUGUUCCGUCCAUAACCAUUUGACCAACGUUCUGUCGUUGCUCAUCAAGGAUAACGUCCUACCUUGAAGGAUUGUACGUAGUCCACGCAACUUAGUUAAUGAAUGACCUUGGGUAUUUUCAGAAUGACACAAACAGCCUCCAAACCUUUUCUGAUUGGUAUUAGUGGAGGAGCCGCUUCAGGAAAAGCAGAGGCAUGCAAGAAGAUAAAAGAUGUCUUAUACAGAAAGGCAAAAGGGAAGAAAGUUGAAGUUCUUUCCUUGUCAUCGUUUUAUCGUGAACUUUCCGAUGAGGAACUCAAAUUAGCCCUGAAUAGUGAGUUUGACUUCGACCACCCAAAUUCGUUCGACUUCAAAUAUUUGGCUGACGUUUUAAGGAAAAUAAAACAAGGAGAACAUGUGGUCCUUCACAAAUAUGACUGCUCUGCUUAUUCGAGUACCCCGGAUGUUCAGGAGGUCCCAGAUGAUGUAGAUGUUGUCAUCGUAGAAGGAAUUUUGACGUUUUAUCAAAAAGAAGUCAGAGACAUGUUCGACCUAAAAAUCUUCAUUGAAUCAGAUGCAGACACUAGACUUUGCAGAAAAGUCCUAAGAGAUGUUUCUAUGAAAGGUCGUUGCUUGGAUUCCGUACUCGAUAGUUACUUUAAAUACGUUAAACCGGCAUUCGAGGAGUUUUGUCUUCCCACUAAAAAAUAUGCCGAUGUCAUCCUACCACGUGCACCAGACAAUCAUGUUGGCGUCGAUUUAAUUACGGAACACUUGUUACAACUUGUAAAUGAUUCACCUCUGAUUCAUAAUGUUCAACAUUAUAUACCACGUGCAAGAAACCAAUCAGAAUCUUGUGUAGGUUCUUUCAGACCUCAUUAAUCACCUAGUGAUAAUGGUACUAACUUUAUUUGUAUAUAUUAUCUGGUUUAUUGAAUUAGAAUGUUAUUAUUUUGAUAUUUUCAAUUGAACUUCAUAUUCUUUCUUCAUCUCCUUACUUUUCAUCUACUUGUUUUUAAUUAUUUUAAAAAAAAUUUGUUUAAGUUAUCAAAAAAAAAUGAUUUAUUAUUUAUAAAGUGCUUACAUUUAUCAACUUGGAAAUUGUUUUAUUUGUUUACAGAUAAAUUAUUCCUAACAAUUCGUCUAUCUUUGAAAAGAUACCUUCAUAGCAACCUGAUAAUUGUUCCAAUAUUAUUUAAAGCGAACCUUUGUAUAAAAGGUAGUUAAAUAUCAAUACUUUUGAUAACUGCAUAAAAUAUAUCUGUAUCCCAUGAUUUCACAUUGUUAUAAAUUUUGACUAAUUUUACGAUAAGGAAAAGAUAACUACACUGAUGUUUGCUGGUUUAACACUAAGAUUAUUAAUUAAAAUACUCCAGAUCCUCAAAUAUAAAUCAAGC
Schistosoma margrebowiei is the source of this 1387-nucleotide messenger RNA. Lineage: Eukaryota; Metazoa; Platyhelminthes; Trematoda; Strigeidida; Schistosomatidae. The record is from the annotation of a GenBank genome assembly.